Penicillium diatomitis is the source of this 882-nucleotide messenger RNA. RefSeq lists its product as uncharacterized. NCBI's taxonomy places the organism in Eukaryota, Fungi, Ascomycota, Eurotiomycetes, Eurotiales, Aspergillaceae. The transcript is spliced from 3 exons. Bases 1 to 882 code for a protein of 293 amino acids. The record is from RefSeq and is a predicted model, not a curated record.
AUGGACUCCACGGAAGAAGCAACACAAUUCGAAAUCCCCACGCACUGCAAAGCGGGUGUUGUCGUGAAUGAGGGCCCUGGCUUUCAUGUCGAAGUGCAAGACGUGCCGGUUCCUGAACCUGGACCCGACGAUAUCUUGGUCCGAUUGAACUUCACCGGCCUUUGCUAUACCGACAUUCAUACUGCGAAGGGCUUCCCUCCAGAAGACUCGCACUCCCCCGCACGAUAUGCAUCGCCAAUUCCAGACGGUGUUCCCGACGAGAUCGCCGCACCCAUUAUGUGUAGUGCGAGCACGAUUUAUCGAUCAAUGAUAGAGUCCAAUCGCAAAGCUGGCGCGUGGGUCGUCUUCUCCGGAGGCGGAGGUGGAGUCGGCAUUCAAGGCGUUCAGCUCGCGAAAGCCAUGGGGAUGCAUCCGAUCGUCGUUGACACGGGGUCAGAGAAGCGUGAACUCUGCACAAAGAUUGGCGCUGAGGCCUUUGUGGAUUUCAAAAAAGAGCAAGAUCCAUCUACAGCAGUCAUCAAGAUUGCGGAUGGCAUUGCGGCCCACGGAGUCUUUGUCACGGCCCCGGCCGCCUACAAGACGGCGAUCUCCUUUGUGGGCGAGCGUAUCGGUGCCAUUGUGAUGUGCGUGGGACUGCCUCCAGCGGGAACGACAGUGCUGGGUACUGAUCGUUGCCAGUUCGUUUCCCAAAAUCUUAGCAUCAAGGGUACAUUGGUGGGUAGUCGCAAGGAUACUGCGAUGGCUUUGGAUUUCGCUCGGCGGGGGAUGCUUCAUCAGAUUAGCGAAGCCUUGCCGUUAAACAAAUUCCCUGGGGCAGUGGAGAAGCUUCGUGAAGGCCAGGUGGCGGGUUGUAUCGUUAUUGGUUUCAAUCGCGAAGAAUAA